UCAUGCUGGGAAAGUGUGACAGACAGCCGGAAGCAGUCACUCGGCUGGCGCCAAACUCGAGCGAAAUCAUGCCAAAAAUGGACAAACGGCCAAAAAGCAGCUCUUCAGUGUCGGAUAUUGAUAAUCAAUUAUCAUGUCUACCUGACAGGCUUAGAUUGAGGCUGCUUCCCUUCCAGAGAGAAGGCGUCAGGUUUGCACUGCAGAGAGAAGGAAGGUGUUUGAUAGCGGAUGAGAUGGGACUUGGGAAAACAAUCCAAGCUAUUGCAGUGGCUUAUGUUUACCGCAGUGAGUGGCCCUUACUAAUUGUUGUACCAUCAUCGCUCAAAUACCCAUGGAUCGAAGAGAUGGAGAAAUGGAUUCCAGACCUGUCACCAGAAGAUAUCACUAUAAUUGAGAACAAGACUGAUGUUGCGAAGCUCUCCACUUGUAAAGUGACGAUCUUGGGGUACGGCUUGUUAACCUCUGAUGCCAAGACAUUAAUUGAUGCAUUAAACAAACAGCAUUUCAGAGUGGUUUUAGUGGAUGAAUCUCACUACAUGAAAUCUAAAAGUGCGUCUCGGAGCAAGCUCCUGUUACCAAUUGUUCAGAAAGCUACAAGAGCCCUUCUUCUCACUGGCACACCAGCUCUUGGAAGACCUGAAGAGCUUUUCAUGCAGAUCGAUGCUUUAUUUCCCAGAAUGUUUGGAACGUGGACAGAUUACGCAAAGAGAUACUGUAAUGCUCAUGUCAGAUACUUUGGCAACAGGACUCAAUGGGAUUACAGAGGAGCAUCCAAUUUAGAUGAAUUACACCAGCGUUUAAGCAGCAUCAUGAUCAGGCGAUUAAAAACCGAGGUUUUAACUCAACUCCCGCCUAAAAUCAGACAGCGGAUUACAUUUGAUCUUUCCAAAGAUGUAGCUAAGGAAAUGAACAGCAGUUUUGAAGAGUGGGAGAAACUGAUAAGGUUUCCAGAUUCUGGGGGCUCUGAGUCCAGCAACCCCUUUAUCCAGGUCAUGAGCCAGAUAACGCGCAUGUAUAAGCAAACUGCAAUUGCCAAGGCUGGAGCGGUGAAAGAUUAUAUUAAGAUGAUGCUUGAAAAUGAAAAACUGAAAUUCCUGGUAUUUGCUCAUCACCUGUCCAUGCUGCAAGCAUGCACUGAGGCAGUCAUUGAAAGCAAGGUGCGCUACAUCCGUAUUGAUGGGAGCGUUCCAUCUUCUGAAAGAAUUCACUUGGUUCACCAGUUCCAGAAUGACCCAGAUGUCCGUGUUGCAGUCCUAAGCAUUCAAGCUGCUGGUCAGGGGCUAACGUUUACGGCUGCCUCUCACGUUGUAUUCGCUGAAUUGUACUGGGAUCCAGGCCACAUCAAACAAGCAGAGGAUCGAUCACAUCGGAUAGGGCAGAGCAACUCUGUGCACAUCCAUUAUCUUAUUGCCAAAGGAACCCUGGACACUCUCAUGUGGGGGAUGUUGAAUCGAAAGGCAAAUGUUACAGGAAGUACUUUAAAUGGGAAGAAGGAAAAAUUACAGGCUGAAGAAGAUGAUAAAGAAAAAUGGGAUUUCCUGAGCUUUGCUAAGUCUUGGACCCCAAAUGAAACUUUAGAAGAUCUGAAAGAUGACCUUCUCUUCACUCACUUUGAAAAGGAGAAACAGCAUGAUAUCCGUUCCUUCUUUUCACCCAAACCUGAUGGCGAAGGUAAAAAGCGUAAACGAGUAGAGGAUGAUGGGAACAUUACACACGUAGAGAAGGUGGAACAAGGAGAAGUCCAGAUGGAAGACGAAGAGGAAGUGGUCUUUGUAGAUAAGAAAUCUGGUGUAGAUGACGUUGAGGUUGUGCUUGUUGAUGAGCUUCCCCCAGACAAUGACUUUGAGCAACAAACCAAGCGUUUCCGUCAAACAGAUAUACAAACACCCAAGAGUACUCAAACCCCUAAAAGUACUCCAGCCCGUAAAAGGAAAUCGUGGAGUGGAAAGCCCUCUGUGUUGUUCUCCACACCAAAGACUCGGGGUCUUUCUGAAGGCACCUCCCUUACACCGCAAAAAUUUCCAUUGGUGGAGAAGAAAUGGGACUGCGCAACAUGUACUUAUACCAAUAAUUCCUUGCUCCCGUACUGCGAGAUCUGUGAGAGUCCCAGAGAUGACAAUGGAAAAGAUUUCAAGAAUAAGGAGUUAGCAGUCAGCUUGGAUGUCAUUCAGAGCAAUAAAGAAAAUCAAAAGCAGAAUGAUGGGGAUAACGAGCUCGCCGACUGCACUCAGCGGGAAGCGUCCCCAGCUCCUACAAGCAUAAUACACAGGGAUCAUUUAAUAAACAUUGAAAACAACAACUUAGAACCCAACCCUGAGGAAAAAUCAGGAACCACUGAAGCAGAACACUGUGAGAUCUCUGUCUGUUUCCCGAUGUAUGAUGGAUUAUUGUUCUGUGCCAGCAAGUAUACAGAUAGAAUCUAUUUAUAUAGCAAGGAUGGAGAACCACUGAAUCGUAACUUUAUUCCUCUGGAUAUCAUAUUAGGAAACUGGGAGGAUUUACCUGAAGAGAUGCAGCAUAAACCAAACCGAUCUUUGGUUUCAAAGUUUGUGAGAGAAUGGAACAGUUUGACAGCCAUGAAGCAGAGGAUAAUCCGAAAAAGUGGGCUGAUAUUCCGCAGUCCCAUUCUGGCCCUAGGAGACCUCUCAAAGCAACAGUCGGCGCACAGCAGCACAAAGAGGUACCUGACCAAGGAAGAUGUUGCAGUUGCCUCAUUAAGGAAAGUUCAAAGCAGCGGGGGAAGCGUACGGAUUGUCAGCAGGGAAUCCACAUCGUCAGUCAAGGAAAAGGUGGCUUUAAGUACAAUGUCUGGAACCCCCGCGAUACUGAAACAAGGAACAGAUCAGUGCUCUGUUGCUGUGCCUGAGCUGGCGGCAGAUUGCUCUGAAUUUAAAGGCUACCUGCAGGCGAUGGAUGACGCAGGGAAUCCUCUCUGUCUUCACUGCCAACAGCCGUGUGCCCAGCUCGCCACACGAUGCCCAACUACAGACUGGGACACAAGGUUUUGCUCUCAGAAAUGCCAGGACGAAUUCCUUAUCCGCUCCAACCAAAGCUACAUGAGGGCUAAGGUUUUUCAAACCGAGCAUGGCAUAUGCCAACAGUGCUGUUUAAACGCCCACGAACUUUACCUGAGUGUGCGUGAUGCCCCCGUGGCCCAGAGGAAGAGCCUUUUAAUGAAUACAUGGAUGUCACAACUUCCAGUAGAUCAGCUAAAUGAACUGUUAAAAAAUCCAACUGAAGGACAGUUUUGGCAAGUGGACCAUAUCAGGCCGGUGUACGGUGGAGGAGGGCAAUGCUCUUUGGAUAACCUUCAGACAUUAUGUACCGUCUGUCAUAAAGAGAGAACCGCUAAACAGGCCAAAGAGAGAAGUCGCAGUAAGAAGCUUUCCAUGGCAUCGAAGUACGGCUCGGACAUCACCAAAUUCUUUUCCAAGGUUUAACAUAGUUUCCAUUGUUCUUGUAUUGUCAUUGUCUGUGUGAUUUGUUAAUCACCCUUUUUUUUCCUCAUUAAUAAUUUUUUUCCUCAUUUUGCACAAAACAAUAUUUUCAAGGCCAUUUUCCAUGUUUUUAUAACACUACGAUUUUAUUAAUAAAAUCAGCCAAUUAAUUCUGA
Pelobates fuscus (common spadefoot toad) is the source of this 3613-nucleotide messenger RNA. It is a transcript of the gene ZRANB3, whose product is annotated as zinc finger RANBP2-type containing 3. Gene Ontology annotation, molecular function: nucleic acid binding; endonuclease activity; ATP-dependent chromatin remodeler activity. Gene Ontology annotation, biological process: replication fork processing; DNA repair. The record is from RefSeq and is a predicted model, not a curated record. The transcript has 21 exons. Lineage: Eukaryota; Metazoa; Chordata; Amphibia; Anura; Pelobatidae. The coding region runs from base 3 to 3440 and encodes 1145 amino acids.